This is a messenger RNA of Daldinia decipiens, 2252 nucleotides long. RefSeq lists its product as uncharacterized. The transcript has a single exon. Bases 618 to 848 code for a protein of 76 amino acids. The record is from RefSeq and is a predicted model, not a curated record. NCBI's taxonomy places the organism in Eukaryota, Fungi, Ascomycota, Sordariomycetes, Xylariales, Hypoxylaceae.
CCAUUGGAGCCAUUGGAGCCAUUGGAGCCAUUGGAGCCAUUGGAGCCAUUGGAGCCAUAGGGUGCGUAUUCUCCUCUCUACGGACAAAUACGAUACGAAAAUACGGUGUUGCACAAGUCAAUGGAUCGAUGUCGAGCGACAAGAUUACGAUUGGCUAAUGCCCAGGAACCCCCUGACGCUAAUUACAACAUGAUGAUGUGGAGUUGAGCACGCAUCCAACAGGGUCCUUGAGCAGGGCUGCAGCAGAAGAGAGAUCUACCUUCUCGAAGACCGUUUCGGCGUUUUAUUACAACAGAAGCGGUACUUGUGUACCGAUGUACUAGGCGUGACAUUUUUGUAUUGUACAUCGGAUCGUCGUUGUCGGUCCCUCAGUCCCUCCACCAUCGCCAGUAGGUAGGUAGGUAGAUACAUAUAUAUAGAACUCCUUAACUCCUAACCUACCUAACCUACCACUAGGUAACUAAUUCUAAUCAAUUUAGCUAUGAAACCGCUUGACACGCUAGGUCUUCCUGGGUCCGGGGAAGAUUAUCUUGACGUAUGUAUGAAGUCGUACACCGUUACCAAAUGAUGAUGAGCGAAGUGAAGACGAAUGGGAGGUUUGUUCGCUGUGGAGAGGGAUGGAAGUGAUUGCAGGACCUGAUGAUCGCACUAAGAAUUUUGACGUAAUUCUUUGGCUCCUUAAUUUUUUUCUCUUCUUUUCAGCUUCGGCACUAUCUCCGCGACGCCAGACGCUCCUCUUUCUUCUUUUAGUAAUAACUAGUGGUAACGAGGCGAGUUGGCUUCCCCACCGGCGCCUAAAAUCCGCCGUCGAAACUUGGGGCAGACAGGGCAACGGACCAAGACGGUGAAGGACAGGGGGACUAGAAUAUUCUAAAGCAUUUCCGAAGUGGGAAUGUCCUUGCAACGGCGGUAUUUUUAAUAUAUUGUAUAUUGAGGAUAAUCCUGUAGUAGUAUCAAUGCAGAUAUCGCUAUCGUCAUCAUCAAACUUAUGAAGGAGUCCUACUGUGUUGUGUAGAGGCGGUGAGCCAUCGUGGGUUCUGGGAAUUUAGAUUAGACCAGCAAGCAAUUGGACCAGACGCUCUACCAAAAAUGUGAACUUCGGUCAGAAUGUGUCAAGAGAUAUGUACAUGUAUCGCGAUUAACUUGACCGCCUCGGUGUCGUUGGGCAAGGUCAUAUGAAGAGCACUGAAGCAACACACAGAGCACACAGAGCACACAGAGCACACAGAGCCGCGACUCGUCUUACGGUUGGGCGGAGGUUCAGCACCGCCAUACGAGACCGCAAGAUCUACAACUACGAGGGGUUGCGGCAUGGGGCCAUGCAAGGCCGGGCGUGUAAUGGUAUGUUGCGUCUGGUUUCUGGGCUUCUAAGCGCUUUUACUGGCUACGUAGCGUAGGCAACGUUUUAUUAUUAUCAGGAGAGGAUGGCAAUGAGAAGCCAUAUACAUACACCAGCAGGUUCGAAGAUGGUCUGCCAAGAGACGCACGCUCUCUGCUGACCGCGAGAUUAUCCAUCGGACACGAUCCGCGAAGUCUCCAGCGAAGGCCGCGGAGAAUUUUGUCAGAAGCAAAAAGGAGCGGGAGCAUGUAUGUACAUGUUCCUUCGAAACGCGAACAGCAAAGAACAGCAAAAAACCCCCCACGAUAUAUCUAGAUAUCUUGAUUUGAGUGGGUUUCUUCUUGGUUAGAGUUGGUAGCGGGCGCGCAUCAUCGUAUGUCUUGCAUCAUUGCCGCCCCCAAGGUUUUAAUUUACUGGCUUUAGGUUGACAUUCCGACUGCCGAAAAAGCAACCUUGAACGGUUUACUACUUUGCGUUUUGUUCUUUUAGGAAAAGUUGAAAAUCUUAAGAGAGCAAAAAGGUUGAUGGGGGGGGACCUUGUUGUGCAUAACCCCUGAUAUCCACGAUGUUACUUUUGGGGGUUUUUUUUCUUUCUUUCUUUUCUCGCUUUCUUUCUCCUCCCCCCUUACCCGUUUGUAAGUUACACAUAAUAGGUCGAAAUGAAGUCAUUUCCAGGCCAGGCUGGAGUGAAACAAAACAUUAACGUAACGUACCGGAUUCGAUCGCAAACAAAAAAGAACGAUGCCUAUCCAUGUGUUAAAUAACAGACAGCAUUAUAUACCUAAUGCAUUAUAGUAGGCCAAGAAAAGGAGACGAGGCAGUGGUAAAGAUUACCAGAUUGAGCUGAAGCGCUUAAGCAUUGGCGGAUAGGAUAGCCUUUUCGUAUGUAGCUAUGCACUUGAUUUUAUUUUCG